Achroia grisella is the source of this 1181-nucleotide messenger RNA. RefSeq lists its product as uncharacterized. The transcript is spliced from 7 exons. Bases 49 to 1041 code for a protein of 330 amino acids. Lineage: Eukaryota; Metazoa; Arthropoda; Insecta; Lepidoptera; Pyralidae. The record is from RefSeq and is a predicted model, not a curated record. Gene Ontology annotation, cellular component: basement membrane. Gene Ontology annotation, biological process: cell-matrix adhesion.
UUCAGUAUCAGUAGUACAAGCAAAGUAAUUUAUAGCUGCACAAGUACAAUGACGAAGUUUUAUUUAAGUUUAAUUACUGCUCUAUGUUUACUAAGGGAUCUAACAAAAGCAAGUUCGUGUAACGUAGCGCAAAUAUGUGUGACCGAUCUUACAGAUGCAGAUUGUGCUAGAGACAAUAUGGUUCUAGUGCAAAAUUCUAACAUACAUGGAUGUUGUCCUAGGUGCGAGUUACCAACUGGUACUCCAGACACAGGGUGCACUGCUCCAGCUAAUUGUCUUUCUGAUGGCCGAUACGCACCAGUUCAAUGUAAAGGCGAUUUAUUCACCGGAAGGUGUUUCUGUAGCGAUGAAAAUGGAAAAAGAUUAUUUGGCCAAAUGUGGAGAGAUGAAGCAAGUGAAAUGACAUGUGCAUGCAGCAGAAGGAGAGCCGAAUUAGAAGCUACUGAAAGUAGAAGUGUAACACUUCACUGCACCCCAAAUGGAGACUACGAACCACUGCAGUGUGACAACGGGAUAUGCUGGUGCGCUGUACCCAAAACUGGCCAACCCACUGUCACGCCUGUACCCGAAAAGGAUAUGACACGAUUACCUUGUUACAGUACAGGAGCAAUCGGCGAGAGUUAUCUAAGAAGAUGUGAGAGCGUAGUGCAGAGUCUAAAAAUCAUUCACCACGAACUGUUGGAACACGGGAGUAAUUUUAUUGGUGAACAAAUCACAUUCUGCGACUACGACGGUAGUUACGGAUCUUAUCAAGUGGAUAGCGGAACUGCUUAUUGUACCGGUCGUGAUGGAACUAUUUUGGGUUUAUGGCAUGCGGAAACAACUAUAAUGGCUGGAAUGAAUUGCAACUGCGCUCGCGAUUCAAUGAUAUACUUCCCAGCAAGUGGAAAGACGGUCACGGCGGAGUGUCGGCAGGAUGGAAACUACCGGCCUAAUCAAAGAGCUGGUGAUAAGUAUUAUUGUGUGGACACCGACGGUUACAUGACCAAGGAAGGAUUAAUGGACGCAUGGCCAGCUGAUUAUUGCUUAAGCUAUCAGUAAUAUCCUACGUCAUAAACAUCUGUCAUCACUACGAUCUAAUAAGUCCAUUUAUCACUGCUAAAAUAUAUUUUAUAUCGCGACAUAUAAAAUAAAUAUUAUACACUACGCUUUCUUAUUGAUUAUUCUCGUUGUACAUAUAA